Molecule: messenger RNA, 1059 nt
Organism: Lathyrus sativus (Indian pea)
Lineage: Eukaryota; Viridiplantae; Streptophyta; Magnoliopsida; Fabales; Fabaceae
Source: the annotation of a GenBank genome assembly
AUGAGAUUAAAAAGCGUCAGCGGUGGCCGCCGGCGUAGCAUUACGCCUUCUGUUACUCCCUCCCCCUCUCUCAUUCCUCUUCUCUCCACCGUCCAGGACAACCACAAUGCAGCAACCGUCUACGACAGCAGCGACAGCACCGGCGAUCACACGCACGCUCCACUUCCCGAUUUCGUUCCCGAUUCCGAACCAGCAGAUUCCCUAGACGAUGACAUUUGCAUUACUUGCAACCGAGCCGGGGGACCAUUGCUAGUAUGUACACAAACCGAUUGCCCCGUUGUAGUCCACGUCAACUGCAUCGGUUCCGAACCUAAGUUCGAUGAUUCUGGAAAAUUCUUCUGUCCCUACUGCUCCUACAAGCGAGCGUUGAAGAGAACUAGAGAAUUAAGAGAAAAAACGAUUUUAGCGAAGAAAGCUCUUUCGAGCUUUUUGGAAAAAAGCCAAACAGUGCGUAAGGAUAAUGAUGAUGACGAUGAAGAACACAUUGCCGAACCAGAACCGGUUCAGGAUCAUCCGAACCGGGAUGAACCGGAUGUUUCUGAUUCUGAGGAAAAACAAGAAGUAAAUAGUAAUGAAAAUGAUAAAGAUAAAAGAAAGGUUUCUGUUUCAGGUAGUUCAGUCAGUGAAGCUAAAGAUUCAGACUCUAAUUCUGUCUCAGUGAAGAAAGGUCAUGCCAAUGCCAUCGCCAAAGGCAAACGGAAGGUUGCUUAUGUGAAAAAAUCUUUGUUGCCGGAACGAAAAACUGCUGGUGGUGGUGGUGGUGGUGAUGGCGGCGUGGAUGAGGAGGAAGUUACCAGUUCCAGAACAUUAAGCCUACAAAAGCAAGUGACAAAGCAGAAUUUGAUGACCGGAAAGCGUAGGAGAUUGCUUUGGACAGAUGAAGAAGAAAAGGCUCUCAAGGAAGGAGUGUCGAAGUACUCAACUGAAAAGCAGAAUAUCCCUUGGAGGAAAAUUUUAGAAUUUGGUUGCCGUGUGUUUGAUAAGACUCGGACUCCUGUUGAUCUCAAAGAUAAAUGGAAAAACAUCAUCUCCAAGGAAGAAGGUGGAGGAAGCAUAUGA